This is a messenger RNA of Ipomoea triloba (trilobed morning glory), 1718 nucleotides long. RefSeq names its product NAC transcription factor 56-like. NCBI's taxonomy places the organism in Eukaryota, Viridiplantae, Streptophyta, Magnoliopsida, Solanales, Convolvulaceae. Gene Ontology annotation, biological process: system development; regulation of DNA-templated transcription. The record is from RefSeq and is a predicted model, not a curated record. Gene Ontology annotation, molecular function: DNA binding. The transcript is spliced from 3 exons. The coding region runs from base 161 to 1222 and encodes 353 amino acids.
CCACUCUAAGCUGACAUUUCGGCUUCUUCAAUUCGGUUCCGCUCUCCUCCCUCCCCUGCAAAAUUUCCAGAAAUCUUUAAAAAGUGCAAAUUUGAAAAUAAAUUUAUACGAUCGGGGCCCGUGGAUUGUUAAUUAAGCAACUGAUCAUCACAUCCAAUUAAUGGAGAGCACCGAUUCAUCGAGCGGAUCACAGCAGCCUCAGCUCCCGCCGGGCUUCCGCUUCCACCCGACCGACGAGGAGCUCGUCGUUCACUACCUCAAGAAGAAGGCCGCCUCCGCCCCGCUUCCGGUGGCUAUCAUAGCUGAAGUCGAUCUCUACAAGUUUGAUCCAUGGGAGCUUCCAGCUAAGGCGACGUUUGGGGAGCAAGAAUGGUAUUUUUUUAGUCCGAGAGACAGGAAGUAUCCUAAUGGAGCGAGGCCAAACAGAGCGGCGACUUCCGGUUACUGGAAGGCGACGGGGACGGAUAAGCCGGUGUUGACGGCGGGAGGGACGCAGAAAGUGGGGGUGAAGAAAGCGCUGGUUUUCUACGGCGGAAAGCCGCCUAAAGGAGUGAAGACUAAUUGGAUCAUGCAUGAAUAUCGCCUUGCGGAUAAUAAGACCACUAAUAAGCCUCCUGGAUUGGACAUCGCCAAUAGAUCAAAAGGCGGCUCUUUAAGGCUUGAUGAUUGGGUUUUGUGUCGUAUUUACAAGAAGAACAACUCGCAAAGGCCGUUGGAUCACGAGAGCGAUGAUCUGAACGAUAUGUUGGGAUCGAUUCAUCCUUCUGUACCAUUUGCUCCCCAGCACAAGAUGGGACUAAAGCCGCCCUCCAAUUAUGGCGCAUUGCUCCAAACUGAUCACAUCUUCGACCACGCCUUGGUUCCUAGCGACCCCUCAAUCGGCGGCGCCAGGUCGGCUCAGCUCCCCUUUGUCCCGCCGACCCCCAAUCUCCUCCCUACAAAGCGGACCCUCCCGGGGCUCUUCUGGAACACCGUUGACGACUCCUCCGCCAAUCACCACCACCCCGCCGACGCCUCCCCGGAUCCCCCGACCAAAAGAUUCCUCGCCGACAACAACGAAACAAGCAUUUCUCGAAGCGACGAGCAGAACGGCUCCAUAGCCACACUCCUAAGCCACCUGCCCCAAACCCCUUCACUGCACCAACAAACCAUGUUGGGGGCCCUAAACGACGGCGUUUUCCGCCAACCCUACCAGGUUUCCGGCAUCAAUUGGUACUCUUAAACGGCCACCGUGUAUAGUAAAUGUCCAAAGCCCGGGGGGAGACAAAUUAAAUAUGUAAACACAAAUAUACACAUAUACAUACAUAUAUAUAAUUAAUAACCACAUAUAAAUAUUAUAAGUUUAAGUUUAGGCCUAAUAUCCUCCAUCUGUAGCAGAUCAGAGUUUUACAUGUUGAAGCGGCUGAGCAGCGGAUUAGUGGUUGGAUUAUUGCAGGUACUGAACAUCACAUAUCUAUACUGAUGAUCGGAUUGAGGUUUAAUUUUGUUGGUUAAGCAUGCUAGCUAGCUAGCUAGGGAAAGAAAGAUCAGACUGGAUGUGAAUUGAAGAAUUAUAUUGUUAAUUAGGUGGUGAUGAUGAUCAUAAUAUGGUGGAUAGGGUUGUCUUUAGCCAUUUUUAGGUGAGUCCAUAUUUUCUAUAUUGUUUUGGUUCCUCUCUUAUUACACACAUAUAUGCAAAACACAUAUUUUAUUAUUAUAGCAUUUCAACUACAACUCAA